AUCAUGUUGAACUCUCUGCACAAGUACGAGCCAAGGAUUCACAUCGUGCGAGUGGGUGGCCCACAGCGGAUGAUCACCAGCCAUUCCUUCCCAGAGACCCAGUUUAUAGCCGUGACGGCCUACCAGAACGAGGAGAUCACAGCUUUAAAAAUUAAAUACAAUCCAUUUGCAAAGGCAUUUCUUGAUGCAAAAGAAAGGAGUGAUCACAAAGAGAUGCUGGAGGAAGUGGGAGACAACCAGCAGUCUGGGUAUUCGCAGUUAGGUAGCUGGCUUAUUCCUGGGACGGGGGCUCUGUGCCCACCCGCCAGUCCUCACCCUCAGUUUGGAGCUCCCCUCUCGCUCUCCCCUGCCCACAGCUGUGAAAGGUACUCAUCGCUGAGGAACCACCGUCCUGCCCCUUACCCCAACCCCUACACCCAUAGAAACAACUCGCCAACAGCCUAUGCCGAUAACUCCUCUGCCUGCCUUCCCAUGCUGCAGUCCCACGACAACUGGUCGUCGCUCGGGGUUCCCACGCACACGGCGAUGCUGCCCAUGAGCCACAGCACCGGCACAGCUACCAGCUCCAGUCAGUAUCCUAACUUAUGGUCUGUGAGUAACAGCACCAUCACACCGGUAUCUCAGUCAAGCGGGAUGUCCAACGGCCUGAGCUCCCAGUUUUUACGCAGCUCUCCAGCCCACUACACCGCCCUUCCACACCCGGUCCCCGCCGCCUCCUCUGCCUCCCCCCUGUACGACAGCGGGGCACCCCCGGACCUGCCCGACACCCAGUACGAUGCCUCCGCCCACGCCAGGCUAGCAUCCACGUGGACGCCUGUCACCCCCCCUUCCAUGUAA
Messenger RNA from Cariama cristata (Red-legged seriema), 837 nucleotides. It is a transcript of the gene TBXT, whose product is annotated as T, brachyury homolog (mouse). Gene Ontology annotation, biological process: somitogenesis; mesoderm formation; positive regulation of DNA-templated transcription. NCBI's taxonomy places the organism in Eukaryota, Metazoa, Chordata, Aves, Cariamiformes, Cariamidae. The annotation marks the transcript as partial. The transcript has 6 exons. Gene Ontology annotation, cellular component: nucleus. The record is from RefSeq and is a predicted model, not a curated record. Gene Ontology annotation, molecular function: DNA-binding transcription factor activity, RNA polymerase II-specific; RNA polymerase II cis-regulatory region sequence-specific DNA binding.